AUGGAAAAUUUAUCGUUUAUCGAGUCUCGGGUCUUUUCGGACCGUUCUAAUCGUCUGAAAUGUUUAAUUGGGCAUAGGAAUGUUCUUAAAGUACUCGGGCACCAGUGGACCCGCAGGAGGGACCCUCAAAGGGUCAAGCGAACUCGGACACUCAUGGGAAUCAUGGGCCCUAAACGUGGUGGCACUCAUAGGGGAAUUCAACGGGCGUCCCGACUAAGAGGACUUGAUCCUUCUCCUGAGCCGGAGAACCCUCCGAUUCCAGGUCCGGUACUGGAACAUGUUGAGCAGUCUUAUGUAGGAGGUCUAGCAGGAGUUGUACCGGUGAUGCCCACUCCGUCGAUUGAUCCAAAUUUUCAGCAGACACUGGAGUUAUUGACCCAGGCCUUAUCCAGGACCGGGCAACCCAGAGAUGCAUCUUUGACAUAUGCAGAUCAGGCUAAAAGGAUAAGGGUAGUGGAAUUUAAUGGUGAUGGUGAUCCCGCCAUGGCUGAAGAAUGGAUAGAGAUGGAAAGAAUUAUGGAUGUGAUGGAUGUCCCACAGGAGCGCAGAGUGGUUUUGGCUACCUUUUUCCUUUCCAGAAAUGCAAGGUACUGGUGGGAGUCAGUCAGAAGACAAUAUCAGGACCCAUCGGCCAUCACAUGGCAAGUUUUUCGGACUGCCUUUGUUGAGCAGUUCUAUCCUUUAGCCUACCAAAAUAUGAAGAUGGAGGAGUUCCUUCAACUUGAACAGGGCAUUAUGACGGUGUUAGAGUAUGAGAAGAAAUUCAAUGAAUUGUCCGAGUACUGUGCACCGCUUGUGGCGGAUGAAAGAAAGAAGUGUCAGCUGUUUACCAGAGGAUUAAAGACAUCCAUCCGUGACAUCGUAGUGGGACAGCGUUUGGCCAAUUUCGGAGAUUUGGUGAUGUCUGCCUCAUUAGUUGAAAGCAGUCAGAUGAUGGUCCAAAGACGAAGUAAUUUCCGUAAACGACAAUAUGACAUGGGUGGUCUCAGUCAGGGGUCAUCCAAGCGAGGUAGUUUCAGUUCUGGAUCGUCCAGUGGUCAUAGCUGUGGAGGUUUUCGAGCUGGAGUAAGCUCCAGCGGAGGGUCCAACCAAAGUGGGAGUUCUGAUUCCGGAGAUAGCACAUCUAGUGGUUCAGGGAGACAGCUGCAGCCAGUUUUUAGUGGGAGGAAUCGCUCCCAGUGUGCUUUAUGUGGCAGGUUCCAUACCGGGCCUUGUCAGCAGGGCAUUACUGGGUGCUAUCGUUGUGGUCAGUCGGGGCAUUUUCGAAGGGAGUGCCCGAUGCUUCUGCAGAGUAGAGAAAUAUCCACUGGUCCAACCCAGGGGACGGGUGCACAGAGCAGAGUACAGAGUACAUCACAGAUUGUGGGGGCGUCAUCUAGUUGUGGGGCCCAGACUAGUAUGGCUAGCAUAGGUGGCAGACAGCAUAAGGGAGACGACUGUUUCGGAGGUAGCAUAUCCAAAGGUUUAGGGAGACAGCUGCAACCAAUUUUUAGGGGGAGGAAUCGCUCCCAGUGUGCUUUAUGCGGCAGGUUCCUACCGGGCCUUGUCAGCAGGGCACCACUGGGUGCUAUCGCUGUGGUCAGUCAGGGCAUUUUCGAAGGGAGUGCCCGAUGCUUCUAG
Molecule: messenger RNA, 1620 nt
Organism: Prunus armeniaca (apricot)
Lineage: Eukaryota; Viridiplantae; Streptophyta; Magnoliopsida; Rosales; Rosaceae
Source: the annotation of a GenBank genome assembly